UAAAAAUAAAUUAUGAAGGCUUUCAUAUACUAUGGAAGCUAUAGGCCAUUUUCCUCUCCUUUUAGACUCUUAACCAAUCUCUUCCAAAUACUUUAAUACCCCUUUGAUUCUUCUCUCACUCACUCCAUCUUCCUUUUCUUUUAAUUUUUUAGGGUUUUCUUUUCUUUUUCUUUUUGUUUUCUAAAAAUUUACCUAAGAAUCUCUCCUUUUUGUUUGGUUAACAACGUUUUAGCAUGGCUGUUCUGUCACUGAAUUCAGUACCCAUCGGAUUCCGAUUCCGACCAACGGACGAGGAAUUGAUCGAUUUUUACUUACGGUCUAAGAUAAACGGGAACAGGGACGAUGAGCUUGGAGUUAUACGUGAAAUCGAUGUUUGUAAAUGUGAGCCCUGGGAUUUGCCUCAUUUGUCCGCUAUAAGGACUCGUGACCCAGAGUGGUUUUUCUUCUGCCCACUCGACCGGAAGUACCCUAAAGGCAACAGACUCAACAGGGCUACCGAGGCUGGUUACUGGAAGGCUACGGGUAAGGAUCGCAAGAUUAAGUCUGGGUCCAGCUUGAUCGGCAUGAAGAAAACCCUGGUGUUUUACUCCGGCCGGGCUCCUAGGGGAAAGCGAACCAAUUGGGUUAUGCACGAGUACCGUACUACCCUCGAUGAGCUUGACGGCACCAAGCCCGGACAGAACGCAUUUGUGAUUUGUCGUCUAUUCAAGAAACAAGAUGAGACCACUGAAGAUAUAAAUGGUGAAGAAGUUGAUCCCGAUGUAUCAUCUCCUACAGAAGACUUGCAAGCUGAGUUAGAAGGGCCUCAAGACUCCCUAGCGGCGGAAGAGGAAGCUGAAAAAAUUCCCAAUAGCAGUGAAACUUAUCCUGCGGGUUUACACGAUGAAGUGAUUUGUAACGCUGUUGCACCCAUAUUAGAGUGCGACAACAAUGACUAUGAGGCUUAUGGUGUAAUAGGUGAAGUGCUAGAAAUAGCACCUGCAGAGGUGGAUCCACUUGUAGAUGCUUUGAAUCCUGUUUAUAAUCCCAUGGUGGGGCCACUGGACUGCAAACUCUUUUCUCCAUUGCAUGCACAGAUUGAGGCAGAGCAGGCACCUUGGAUGUUUGAUCAUGUUGGGGACAGGUUCAGUGGGAUGGAGUUUGAGCAUGGUACAAAUGAAAAUGAUGCCUAUAUUUCUGACUUCUGGGAUUUUUUCUACUACUGUGAUGACUCUGGAAGUCAGAAGAAUUCAACUAUUGAAAGUGAGACCCCUAAGGCCAUGGCCUUUGGUAAGGAUGGUGGUUCAUGCAGUGAAUCAGAUGCUGAAGUGGCCCAAGUACUGCUUGGGACAGAAACUGCCAACAAAGGGGCUUCUCUAGAGAUUAAAGCAACUGCACAAGAUUGCACAAUUCCAAUUUGCAAGCAGGAUGUUAACUUUUCUGGCACAGGGGCAUUCUACAAUGUGCUAAAUAGUAAUGAAGAACUGAGCAAUCAUGUGAAUACAACUUGUAAUGUUGAUAGAGCUAUCACUGGGAUCAGGAUUAGAUCUCGCUCUGCUCGAAGUCAAACAGAUACUGAGAACUUUGUGACUCAGGGUAAUGCGCCAAGAAGACUACGUCUGCAGUGUAAACUUCAAGUCCUCUCACUUUACCAAGGCAAUGCAACAAAUAACUGGAGUAGUGAAGAGAAAGAAGAUUCAAAACCAGUUGUUACAAAGGAGGUAAAGGUCAUGGAAGAGGAUAUCACUAUUGGUGGUGAUGCUGCUUGUGGCACCAUGGACGAACUUCAGGAAAUAUCCCUUUCCGAGUCAAGCAAAAACAAUAUUUCAAGGUCAAAGAGCAUCAUUUCAGUUGGUGAAGAGGUUCCAGCUCGAUGGAAAAAGAAGUUUUCAGCUCGACGCUCGCACAAGCCUUUUUCUAUUAUAUUUUGGGUAGCGGUGACAUUAAUCUUGUUUAUAGUUUUGGUCAGCACAUCGAAUGCCUUUUUAAUUUGAUGCUCCUUGUUUCGUUGUGUAUAGUUGACUUGUUUCAUUUUGAGGCUCUCUGCUAAUUAGGAUUGCGGCCAUGAUUUAGAGGACUAACAUGUAUACGAGUAAUAUACGGAGCAUCUAUUUAGAUAGAUUAAUAUACAGAGCAUCUGUCUUUGCAGUAUAUACUCUCUGGUUUUUGCGUUUUGCUACUCGAAAGCUCCGCCAUUGGGCAUGCCUACAUUUUGAAGGUAGGAAGGCACUAACUGGAACUGAAUCUUGGCAUUGUACGUACGACAGUUUUU
Messenger RNA from Durio zibethinus, 2251 nucleotides. Its product is annotated as NAC domain-containing protein 62-like. Gene Ontology annotation, biological process: regulation of DNA-templated transcription. NCBI's taxonomy places the organism in Eukaryota, Viridiplantae, Streptophyta, Magnoliopsida, Malvales, Malvaceae. Gene Ontology annotation, molecular function: DNA binding. The record is from RefSeq and is a predicted model, not a curated record.